Python bivittatus (Burmese python) is the source of this 785-nucleotide messenger RNA. The record is from RefSeq and is a predicted model, not a curated record. NCBI's taxonomy places the organism in Eukaryota, Metazoa, Chordata, Lepidosauria, Squamata, Pythonidae.
UUCGAGCGAGCCUCGGCUACGGGGUUGGGCAAUCGCGGUUAAUCUCUGUAACUCGGAGGGCCAGUCAUCGCAACAUGAAUGAAGCUGAAGGUCUGCGGCAGCGUCGGCCCGCCCGGCCGCAAGUGAUUACCGAAGAGAACACGGCGCAGGGAACCAAGGAUAGCAGUACUUACAGCAACAGGGUAUUUCGUGUAACUUUCAUGACUUUAGCUGUGUCAUUAAUUAUUCCGUUAUUUGGAGCAAUCAUGUUUCUGGAUUGUCCAAUAGACCCUCUGCCCAUUAGCUUCAAAGAACCUCCUCUUCUUACUGGUGCUUUAGAGCCAAACGUUAAGCUACAACAAGCAGAAAGACUAUUUGAAAACCAGCUUGUUGGACCAGAAUCUAUUGCAAAUAUUGGUGAUGUGCUGUUUACUGGUACUGCUGAUGGGAAAAUUCUGAAGAUUGAAAAUGGGGAAAUUCGCACUUUAGCUCGACUUGGCCAUGGUCCUUGUGGUACAAGAGAAGAUGAGCCUACAUGUGGGAGACCACUUGGAAUCCAUGUUGGACCAAACAAUACACUUUUUGUUGUAGAUGCCUAUUAUGGGCUGUUUGAAAUAAAUCCUAUCUCAGGCAAGUGCAUCUCUUUUCCUUUCUCUUUCUUUCUCUCUCUCUCACACACACACAUUGCACUAACCCAUCGUUGUUCCAUCAGUGUUGUUAAUUUUAAGAGUUUCAAUAUAGGCUCUUCUUAUGCAUAUGGUUUUAAUUAUGGUUUGAAUGGUAAGCCAUAAACCAUGAUAUGCAAG